AUGAAAUGGCGAAUUAUUGCUUCGACAAAUAACAAUGACAGCCUUCCUCUGUAUUGGAAUCCAUUGCCUCCCAAUGGUGUCAAGUACAUGUUGGGAACUGGUACCACCUAUUACAAUUGGGAUCAGAAAGCCAUGUUGGAGGUCUAUGAUGAUUUUUGCGUGCCAAUUUUCGGACCACUUGAUGACAAGUUGAAUCGUUUCCGAUGUCACUUUCUGAAUGUCAACCUCACGAGUUAUUUAAUUUCUUUGGAUGAAUCACCAUUUCCUCCCUGUUGCGUAUUUGGAGAGCAAGUUUUUCAUCCUCCUGAACCAGAUUUUCUGAAAAACAUGGUUUACAAUUCAACUGGACAAAUUAUGGGUCAACCAGUGAAUUGGUGGGUAUUAGAUAGCGAUCCCAAUGAUCCUGCUGAACCUUUUGGAUAUGGAUUUUAUCAAAAGUCUUCUUCGUAUGGCGAAAUUCCUGCUGCAUUCUGGUUUCGAACAGUGAAUGGUUUUUCCAUUCAAUACUUUUACAAAUUCGAAGAAAAGCAGCCGGAUCCAGCUGUUUGGAGAUUACCCUCCAUUUGUGUGAAUGCUCCUUCAUGUGGUUAUUUGUGA
Naegleria lovaniensis is the source of this 597-nucleotide messenger RNA. RefSeq lists its product as uncharacterized. The record is from RefSeq and is a predicted model, not a curated record. The transcript has a single exon. NCBI's taxonomy places the organism in Eukaryota, Heterolobosea, Eutetramitea, Acrasida, Naegleriidae. The coding region runs from base 1 to 597 and encodes 198 amino acids.